This is a messenger RNA of Chaetomium strumarium, 2049 nucleotides long. RefSeq lists its product as uncharacterized. Gene Ontology annotation, cellular component: fungal-type vacuole membrane. Gene Ontology annotation, molecular function: calcium:proton antiporter activity. NCBI's taxonomy places the organism in Eukaryota, Fungi, Ascomycota, Sordariomycetes, Sordariales, Chaetomiaceae. The coding region runs from base 160 to 1659 and encodes 499 amino acids. The transcript is spliced from 3 exons. Gene Ontology annotation, biological process: intracellular calcium ion homeostasis; calcium ion transmembrane transport. The record is from RefSeq and is a predicted model, not a curated record.
AUCCAAUGCCUCUUGCCUCUCCCCAGACCGUCUGACAGCAGGAGGGCUACUUACAUAGGGGAGGGGAUCCCCCACUGUUGAUGUUCGCGCCGAGUUUCAAGUUCGUGACACGACGAAGUCAUUCCCGCGUAACUAAAAACACACCAGUUCUACUUUACGAUGGCCUCGGCCUCACCGCCUCCCGAGGCUGAAAAGCAGUCCUCCUCUCCGGCAACGACGACCUCCUCGCCGACCCCAGAAGAAAAGCCUGCAACAACUACCACCACCAGCAGCAGCACCGCUACCGCCAACAACAACAAAAACAAUGGCCAGCUGCCCCUCCACGCCGGGGACCUCCCCCUCACCAAGCAGGAGACGCCCGUCGAGAAGAUCAAGCGCACGUUGGGCGUGCGGCCGGCGGGCGAGUCCGGGCGGUCGGGCAUCCAUCCGCUGCUCUUUCUGCGGAACGUGUUCCGGUCGGCCUCGUGGGCGUCGCGCAUCGCCAACGUGCUGUGGCCCGUCGUGCCGGCGGCCAUCGCGGUCAACUACGCGCUGCCGGACCACCACCUGACCAUCUUCAUCCUGAGCUACCUCGCCAUGGUGCCGUGCGCCAACCUGAUCGGCUAUGCCGGCCAGGAGCUGAGCCGCAAGUUCCCGCAUGUGUUGGGGGUUAUUGUUGAGACGACACUCGGCGGCAUUGUUGAGAUCAUCAUGUUCAUUGUCUUGAUUACGCGGCCUGAGAGUGAGGCGGACAACGUCAACUACAUCCAGGUCAUCCAGGCCGCCAUAUUGGGUUCGGUGCUGGCGACAAUGCUGUUGUGUCUCGGCUUGUGCUUUGUCUUCGCCGGCCUGAGGCGCGAGGAGACCAUGUUCAGCGAGACCGUGAGCGAGGCCGGAAGCGGGUUGCUUUUGACGGCCGGCUUCGGCCUGGCCAUCCCGACCGUCUUCGAGCACUCGCUCAGCGGCAAGAUCCCCACGGCCGAGCUGCUCCCCAAGACGAUCGACAUCUCGCGCAGCACGGCGGUGCUGCUCAUGGUGGCGUAUUUCAUCUACAUCUUCUUCCAGGCGCGCACGCACCACGGCAUCUACGACGCCGUCUUCGUGGCCGACGAGGAGCGCGACGCCGACAAGCACGAGGAGCGCCGCCACCACCGGCUGACCUUCACCGAAUGCUGCCUCGCGCUGGCCGUCUCGAUCACGCUCGUCACGCUCAUCGCGCUCUCGCUGGUCAACCAGAUCCACUUCAUCGUCGAGGAGCGCCACGUGUCCGACGCCUUCGUCGGCCUCAUCCUCGUGCCGCUGGUCGAGAAGGCCGCCGAGCACCUGACCGCCGUCGACGAGGCCUACGACAACCAGAUGAACUUUGCCCUGUCCAAGGUGCUGGGCGCCACCCUGCAGACCGCCCUCUUCAACGCGCCCCUGGUCGUCAUCGUCGGCUGGGGCCUGGACAAGGACAUGGGCCUCAACUUCGAGGUGUUCGACGUGGUCGUGCUGAUCCUGGCCAUCAUCACCGUCGGCAACUUCUUGCGGGACCAGAAGUGCAACUACCUGGAGGGCGCCCUGUGCGUCAUCGUGUACGUCGCGAUUGCUGUCGCUGCUGUUUAUUACCCGAACCCGCACGUGCUUGAGGCGGCGAGCGGGGGGGCCUCUGAAGGGGUUGGCGUGGUAGAGCACCACUGAAGUCGAUGUGAUUCGGUCUCCUUUUUCUUAAUUCUUAUGAUUUCGAGGCAUCUUCCCAAGCGAGCGUCAGUAAGAUUUCCGGUCUGCAGGUCUGCAUGAUACAUAAUAAUGCAUGAGAUACAGUCUCCACGCUCGACUCUAUUCCUGCUCCUGAGUAUACUUUGAGUGGAUUGGCUAUAAUGUUUUAACUAUGCCGAUUCAAACGGUGACAUUUUUUGACAGAGCCUACUCACCUGAAGAGGCGUUGACAAAUAGCCGGACAAGGGAGAUAAGCAGACAUGAGCUGCUGCGUGCUGCGUGCUGCCAGCGUGUCGAUUCUCGAUUGUCAAUGUCCACAGCAUAAGAAGGUCUUACAAUGCGACGGAUAUUGUAAAAUACAGACCAACACCA